CGAGAGUCCGAAAUGGACGCCAUUUUAAAGAAUUCAAAGCGGAAAUCAGAAAUAAUUUGAAAUUUGCCAUUUUGUAGAAGCACGAUGCUCUAUUUAGAAGAUUACGUUGAGUGUAAGAUUCUUUUAGUUCAUAUAUAGGAUGAUUUAUUUUUAGUAUACUCCUUUUAGUCUAACUUACGCUUUGAAUUUAGUUGUUAAACUGUCAAUGAUUUAUUGAAAUUCAAUUAAGCUAAUAUUGUAAAUUUCAGAGGUAAUAUUGAGACAUAAAUAUAUAUAAUCUUAGUCGUUGCUUCUUUUUCUCAUAUUACGUUCGAUUUUGUGGCAAAUUGAGCAAGUCUUACCCCCUGAAAACUUAAAGUUGUUGGCAUGGUGAUCUUGAAAGCGCGCGGGAAAUCAAAAAUGUAAACAAGGUCAUGUAAGUGACAUGCGCAAAUUUAUCGAGCAGCCCAUUAUAGUUACAGGUGAAAGCAAAGCCAAGGUUGACCUUGUUUUGAUACAGUCAUUCCUCCUUUAUUAAGUAUUUGAUUUUGUUUUUAUGCUAUCUAGAAUAUUUUUUAGACACAAUUUCCAUAAGAAAAGGAAAGAGGUUUGUAUCAAAACACGGUCAACCUUAACCUCACUCACAUUCAAUCAAAGGCUAGGACACUUGUUCUAAUAAUACAAUUAGUUCUUACCAAUCCAUUAAAAUCAAGAAAUUUUAAAUUAAUUUUCACUUCUUACUUUUUUAGUGAUUGAACAGCUCCCUGUUGAGCUGAGGGACAGAUUUACGGAUAUGAGAGAGAUGGAUCUUCAAGUUCAAAGUAAAUUAUUUUAAUAUCUUUAUUUAUUAGAAAACCUUUAAAAAUGCUAAUCUCAAUGUAAAAUGGUAGCUUGAAUUACGUGCAUAAAAUGUCAAAUAUUAAAUUUAUCGUCUUUAGCGAUAUUAUUUUGUUUGCUGCAAAAUGUAACCCAAAAUAGUUGACUGUUCAUUGACUGUUGAUACAGGUAAUUUUGUUGCAAUGAUAGAGUCAGGCAGGGAAAUGCUUUCAACAAUAGUUUUAACCAUGAAAGAGCAGUAGCUUGUGAAUGCAGCCCUCUUUCCUCACUCCCCGCUACUAGGGAUGUUUUACAGGACAGAUUUUGUGCCUCAGUGACAGAAAUUCCAUAUAGAUGAUAAUGUGAAAUCUGGUCAGGAGCAGUGAGGUGCAAGGAGGGACAGAUUUAUUUGCAGGCUAGGGAGAGUGCAUGUAGUAGCUAGUGCUCACUAUACAAGAGUUUGCUAGCUUCAUUGGCAACUUCUGUUUCUUUGACAUGGUGUGAGGAUGCUUAUAUCACCACUUACAGUAAUAAAUAUACAUUGAUCAGGAACCAAUAUUGCUGAAGUUUAUAUCAUAAAGUUUUUUGCUUUCCAGAUAGGAUAGAUGAUCUUGACAUUAGAGUGAAACAGUUUUUCAUGAAUUGCCGCAAAGCCAAGCCAGAGUGGAAGGAACAACAAUACAAACAAAUUAGAGACGUAAGUUGCUGCUGCUGCUGUCGUUGUUGUUGUUGUUCUCAGUAGCUUAAAAUCAAGACAACUCAAAACCCAAGUACAGUAAUUUUUUUUAAGCUUUUAUGUAACAGACUAUAUGUACAUGCAAAUCAGGGCUCGAAAUUGUGACUCACUGUUCGCCAAUGCGACCAAAAAUUGAGCACUGGUGACUAAAUUUUCAGAACUGGUCGCCAGCUGGCGACUCGCGUUUUGUCCGAUGACUAAAGAAAACCAUGACACAACUUUUGUUUUUUAAUCUUUAUAUUAGGAAAUCAGAUAUGGUAUCUAGUAUACAACUAACCUUUCCGUCCCCAGUAAAAUAAUGUCUGAAUAUUACAAGAUGAUCGAAAAUUGAAUGUAUUUCGACACCUCAAUACUCGUUCACGGCGCACCAUAUUGUUUCAGCGGCUUCUUCCGAAACUGGGAGUGCAGGCGCACUUCAACACCAUGUGCUUUUCAUUUGCCUCGAAAAUGGCGGCAGAUACAGGGCGGUUAAUAAAUGGAUAUAACUAUCACCACAAGAAAAAGUACCUGAGUGAAUAGUUCUUAACAACGUUUCUUUAUACUUAAGGUAAGGAGAUAGCAAUUCAAUUCAAGCGACGCUUGCCUAACUCCCGCAAUAUUUUAGGUUUUAUUUUCCUAAAACAUUCUGUCUAAAAUGAAAUGAAGACCUAAAAACUGCACUAAGCCCAUUUUUGUUUCCUCCUGGUCGGAGACUGGUACGAACAAUGUGGUUCUGUAGAGGCCUGGGCCAAGCAUGGCGUUGUUUGCCGGCAGCGAAAGGCGUUGAGGAAAGCAAGUUGAAAAUCAAGAACGGCAUUUUGUAGAAGUAGCAAAGGGCAAAUAUGCAAGGACCCAUGUUGUCUCAGAAUGAAAACCACGGGCUUAAAACGUUUUAUGCUUCGCUUCAUUUAAAAUGACUAUGGAGAAAAACCAUCACCAUCUAACCAGAGACAUAUCACCUGAGAACAACGGUAGCUUUAUAACUGUUACUCGUGUUGUUUCUAAUUGUUUUGGCUCUUCACUUGUGACUUUUCUUGAAUGCAAAGUAACGUAUAAAAUCGUGUUCUUGUGUAAGUUAUAUAUAAAAUAAGCUGGCGACCACAAUAUUUUUCCGUUAGUUGCCAGCUGGCUCCCGAACGAAAAAGUUAAUUUCGAGCCCUGCAAAUGCCAACAAUAACUAUGUUUUAUUCUAAAGUUGGAGUGUUUUCACCAGCUUUUUGUUUACUGAACCCUUUAAGCACUGAUGGUGAUCAACAUCAAUGUUCUCCUUGCAUUUUCAAUGCUUUGUCUAAAAGAGAGGUUACAUUUAAACAAGAAUUAAGAACUGAUCACACAAGAUCUGAUUAAGUUUUUAAGUAGAAUGCCAGCCAGGACAUAAAAGUAGACAGCUGUGAAUGCUGUAGCAGGGUGCAAAGAAAGUCAUUUUACAGCUUGCCAUUCAGGGAAGCUGAAGCUAACAUUUACUAGCCCAAACGUCAUUUCAACUAGCCCCCAAAAUGUUUUCAAGAGCAGAAGUGAUUUAACAGUUCUCCUGUAAGUUGAAUUCCUCAAAAUUUUUCGUAAUAAAUUCUCCUCACUACUUCUACAGGAAAUGUAGGGGAAGUGGCAGUGGGGGUAGCAAAUUGCAAUUUCAAUUUUACAAGGGAUAACUCGACAGUACAGUUAUUGAAUAAUUCAUAUAUGUACAAUGUACUACAUGUAUGAUGGACUCUGCCAACCUUUCCUUGCAGGAGUAUCAAAAGGCUAUUGAGGAUGCUGAUGAAAAAGUUAGCAUAGCCACACAGGUUUAUGAUUUGGUAAGUUUGACUUUGUAAAUGAAUUAAAAUGUUAGAAAUGAUAAGCCAAGGUGCCAAUUUUCAUGUUCAUAAAGGUAUCAUAAUUGUACAAUAAAUUGCUAUUACUGUGUAACCUUGAAAGACCAGGCUAACUUUCACACUAAAACAAUAACAUGUUUAUCUUCACUUGUGUUAAGAUCUCUAUUGCUAUGGCUACAUAACAAAUCAUUGCUUUUGCAGCCAAAAAAAAAGAAUGUCAUAGUGAAAUGGUUUGGUAUUUUAUUGGUGUUUAUAUGAUAAAAAAUAGAUUACUUUUGUAUUACAUGGCUGCUUAGAGAUAAAGGAAAUUGAAAAAUUGUAUUGGAAAAUAUCUCACUCAUUCGCUGGGCUCAAUCAUGAAAUAUUUUUUGAGAGUCUCAAAGAGAAUUCCGGUUUCUUUGCACAGCAAUGUACAGUUGUAAUAUCCUCCAUACGAUUAGCUACUGUACCUUGAUACAACUUCGUAAAUACAUUAUGUUUUCAACUCUUUAGGUGGACAGACAUUUGAGAAAACUAGAUCAAGAACUGGCAAAGUUUAAAAUGGAACUGGAGGCUGAUAAUGCUGGAAUAACUGAAAUCUUGGAACAAAGUAAGUCAUGGUGUACGAGAAGCCGAACUACCAGAACAUCUUAUUACAUUACUACCUCCUCAAUCUCCCAAAAUUCUUCAGGUCCAUGUCGUUUCAAAAGCUAUGAUCUCAACUGGAGCAGUGUAACUAAAAGUGUCAUUAUUUUUGUACAUUUGACUUGUAGACUGUGUUAUUGUAAGAUUAUAAAGGGUACAUAAGCCUUUAAUACAUCAUAAUGUUAUUAUAGGGACUUUAACUUCAAAUGAAAGCUCUUUGGGAGAGCUUUUGUAUUACACUAUCAUUUACCAUGGAUUUCUAAACAACAAAAUUUGACUCUUUUGUGUCAUUUAUUCUCUUUGGUCUUUUUUCAGAAUUAAAGGGUUAAAUACAUUUGCCUUACUUUCUACAGGAUCCUUAAGACUGGAUGAACCUGUGAAUCCCCCUUCACCUGCGAGAAACAAUCACAUACAUGGAUCAUUACAGUUAGGCCAAAGUAAGUUUGUCUUGACUUUGUUUGGCAACUGAAAUGUCACAGAAAAGAGUUUUAAAAAAAUACUGACAUUUAUCAAUAUAUUUGCCUUAUCCCAGGGCUGUCAAUAAGGGUAGGUACCCGGCCAAAAUCGCCGGCUAGUUAGCCAUCCUUAGCUGGCUGCUUUAAUCUUCUUCUACCAUAACUGCUAACAAGAAAUAAGUACGAUCAAAUAAUGAUGAUGAACGACAUUGAAGGCAUAUUUAAACAGGUUUAGAUCUGUGAAACAUCCAAACUGUGCCAUGUCGUGAAAUGCCUGGGAUAUUUUGACGGCAUUGUUCCCAGUCUUGUGUGUACUCUGACGAAGCAACAUUGUGUCCAUAGUGGUAAAAUACCUCGUGAAAGCCCCUGCAAAUGGGGUUUCUGAGACCCUAAAUUCCAAAAUGUCCCAAGAUGUCUCGGCCCUCAAGAACUUGUGCCUUUGGUGUGAGUUCCAAAGCGGCCUGCUAUUCAUUAUCAGCCUGCAACUUAAAAACAUUUUGACAGCCCUGUUACCCCAAGGCCCAUGCCUCUGAAACAACCAUAGCUCAGCAUGCAAAGGACGUUGUGUCCAAUAGCCCUGGAUUUUGCUAUGGGGCUAGUGGAUUCUGCCUUAACUUGCCGGAUGGGGAAACUGUAAUCAAUCCUGCUUGUUGAAAUUUUUUGUGGGCUAGAACACACAAGCUACAGCUUGCCAAAAGGAAAAGCUGUGCAGUGGCUUUCUUUGCACCCUGUAGCAGCUGGAGCAGAUCCAAGUCCCUCGUUCCCCUUGUGGCAUCACCAUGUUCAAGGACAACUUUGUCAUGGAACUUGUGCAGGGGAAAGAAAUCCUUUAAACCACGCCAGAAUGAGUGUGAUUCAGUUAAGGAGGCCGGAGAAAAAGGCUAAAAACAUGUAAAGUCGUCCGAAAACUUCCCAUAAAUCUUGGUCUACGACCCUCCUGCACUUCCUCCUAUCCAAUCCUAUGAUAUUCAAAGCUUUCUCAAAAAAUUUUCCCACCAAAACGAAGCCUUUUAAAUUCCCAGAAAGGAAAGGAAAAAAACGGGGAGGUGGGGUCAAGAAAAGCAAAAGGGGAGGGUAGAAAAGAAAGCAAAAGGUACAAGUCAAGACUGUUGUGUCACUUUUAAACUUCAAAACUAUCUCAAAAUUUUGCUUUUGAUUUUGUGUAAAACAUGUAUUGAUCAUUGCAUUGUCAUUCUCAAACAAGCCCACAAUAGUAUGUUAUCGUCUAUCUCUGAUUUAUUUCAGAGAGAAAACUUGAUGGAAUGUCUGGCGAUCUGGUGAAUGGUGAUCACCUCUCCAUUCCUGGGAUACGAGACUACUCAUAUGGUUCAUUUGGGGCUUACAAUCAAAUGUCGCCAUCACCGAAGUCAGUCAUACCGCAAUCACCAUCCCCUGCUGGAAUGUCUUAUACAGUGGGUAAGUUGCAGUUCAGUUUACUUUAACCCUUUAAGCCCCAAGAUCCACAUACAGAUUCUCCAGACUGAUCUCCAUACAUUUCUCUUAGGAAUAGUUGAGAAAAUUUGGUUUAAGAUCAAAGCAUUAUUUUUCCCUGUGGUAAUCAAUUUAGUAAUUCUCAUAACCUUUACUCUUAAUGAUCUGCUGAUGUUGUUUGGAGAAAAUUGAUGUUCCAAGGUCACUUUUGGGACCUAAAGGGUUAAGUAAUUGGUCUCCCUGCUUGAUUUAUGAUGACUUUUUAACACACAGCUUAAACAGUUGGAAAUUCCUUGUAUUCUGACAUCAGCACUAAAUUCCUAUUUCGUUUUUAAAUCAACAUUAAAUUUUGACACUUUUUUUCUUAGGAUUUUUAGUUUUGGGUAAGAUUAUUUCACGCACAAGUUAAAAAUAUAGCACCAUGUCAGAAUAGUUUUUCUUUCAUUUUCUUGAGAAAGAAUCUGUUUGCUGCUAAGAUACAAUUUCGAACCCAGGCCCAAUAGCUGUGUGCUUCCCGCUGUUUUGCGCCAUUUGUUUUUUUAAACGGCUGAUUCGCUUAGAGCAGAUCUUAAUUUCCAUCUUGAUUUCCUUGAUAUAGCAGGCUCUUUUGCAUGUAUUGGUUUAUCAAUAAACAGAUGCUCACACUCUAACAUCCAGUACGAUGAGGGAAAACCAGAUUGUUCUGGGUCCCCAAGGGAUUUAACAAAUUACCGGAAAUACGUGUCGAAUUUCCCUUCAACUUGAUUGGCAAAUCGACAAUGGCAUUUUAAACAGGCCAAUCAUGGCACGUAGUCAAAUCUGAGUGCUCAGAUGGGGACACAGAAUAAGGAUUUCGGCCCUGUUACGCAGAUGUACUUAACCAGAAGUUAAGUUCUGUCUGUGGCGCAGGCUACGCAGCCAACACCUGCUGUAGAAAAAGCUUCUCUCAUUCUACUCCCAGUUUGAUGUAUAGAGCGGUUUUCAUUUGAGUAUCGUAAAACCAAAACCAAAGUAAUUACUCUAGCCAAUCACAAAGGACACAGACAAUACAGUGAACCAAUUAAAAAUCGAAGUAAUUACAUGUAGCUGACGCAAAGCGCGGGAAAAUGCAUGCGAGCGUGACACAAUUGGUUUUGGUUUUCCUUCUGAUUGGAUAAAAAAGUGGCGCGAAUCUUUUAAGCCAAUCACGUAGCGUAGUAAACGCAAAACCAAUCACCUUUCGACACUCAAAUGAAAACCGCUCUAAUGAUGAAUGUUUGCCUCGUUUAUAGGUGAAGUUGGCGCCGGGUCAACUGCAGUGGCCGUAGCUGCAGCACAGGCAGCGAUAGCUACUCUACCAAUGCAGCCUGGAAGGAGAGGCAGUGGAACCUUGAAGGCACCAUAUGCCGUGGCACUGGGUGAGGACAACAUUAGAUCUUGUCUUUUACCUAAACUGUGUGCUUAACAUAAUGGGAUGCAGUUUUUGGAAAGCAAAACUCCUUUUCUGUUGAAUGCCUUUAACAGGUUAUUUAAGAGGGUACUCAAGCACAUUGGUUCUUGUCACAAAAAAGAUUCUUUUGUUUCCCUCGUGACAUAUUUGAAUAACAAAAACAAGGUUUGGUACACAUUGAUGUUUGUUAUACCCUGUAAGCAAGCGCUUCAUUUUGAGAGCCUAGCGAAGCCAGCCGCGAGAGAACGUGGGAGCGAGUGGCAAAGCAGUGAGGCGAGAGGGACUCCUCUUUUCCGCGCCUUUGCGUCUCCGUUCGCGUUCCGCUUGCUUUCGCGUUUCCACUUUUCUCACUUAACCCUAACAUUACCCUAACUCGAACUCUAACCCCUCCCCUCCUUCCCCCAAAUGAGUAAAGUAUCCUUGUUACGUUCCUGUGAAAGUUGUUACGUUGAAAACAGCUGUCGCUCGCAUUAGUUGCCAUCAGUGAGACCACUGUUAAUAUAAUUCAAUUCUACUUCUUUUUUUUUUUUUGCUUUUGAAACUGUAACAUUAGAGACCUUUAGAUUCAAGGACGAGGACGACAACAAGUGCGAGAUUUGACUUCAAGUUUUUUCGCUUAUUCUCAAAAUAUAGACUCCCUCUGACUCUCGCAAGCGUCAUUUCACCAUUUUCCACUAGAAAAGUUAGCACUGUUACCUUUAGUGAAGGAGGUUACAUCCUCUCCUGAUCGCAAAAUGAUAAAACUUCUAACAUUUGAUAACUUUUUUCCGCCACUUCGACAUUCUCGCCAAAACUCGUAGUAGACUGACGACGGCUACCACGUUUUCCCGCCAAAAUGACGCUGGCUCACGCGCGUACACUACUUAGCACUGAGAAAAUCUCGUACUCGUCUUAGAAUCUAAAGGUCUCCAAUGCUUAGUGUAACAGUACAUAAAUACAUAGUGUAUGCUAAUUAAUCCAUUAAAUUUCCCAUGACGAUAGGGAGUUCAAUAGGCAACUUAGGCAAUCAAUCAAGUGGAUUAAAUGGCCUUCCAGCAAGUAGUAAUUUGGGAAUGCCUUACGACUCACAGUCAUCCAGUGUGAGCUCAGUCAGCAUCCCAGUAACACCUAGUGAUGUCCGUGCUUCUGUUAAUGUGGCACCAACGUCAACGAAACAAAAAAAGAAGUGAGUACAUUUUAUUGUUAUGCUGAGUGCACAUUUUAAGUGGGGUCGGGGGAGUACCUGUAACUUACAUUUGAAAGGGGUGAUUCCUGGUCGAAUUGGAUUUUGGACAUGUUGGUUUUUGAGGAGAGGGGAAAACCGGAGUACCCGGAGAAAAACCUCUCGGGGCAAAGGAGAAAACCAACAACAAACUCAAACCACAUAUGGCGUCGACGCCGGGAUUUGAAUCCGGGCCACAUCGGUGGGAGGGGAGCGCUCUCACCACUUCGCCACUCUUGCUCCCCUUACGUCAUUGUAGUUUUUUCACCACAAAAGUUAGUACACUUAUUUCUAUUGAAGGAGGUUAACCCCUUUCCUGAUUGCAAUAUUAUAAAAUUUCUGACAUUUAAUAACUUGUUUUCGCCACUAUGACAUUCUCGCUAAGCAUGUAGUAGAGUGACGCACGGUGAGUAUCACGUUUUCCCACCAAAGUGACGCUGGUUCUCGCACGCGCGCUUAUUGGUAUUGGGAAAAUCUCGUUUCCGUGGUCUUCCUCGUCUUAGAAUUUAAUGCUCUCUACUACUGGGCUAGGCUCAGUCUCCAGCCUUGGGUGUCUCGAUGCGCCCUCGGUACUCCCCACCCGACUACUGGCUAUUUACAACCUAAAUAAGACGAAAAACAUCACCACCUGUUUCUCUUGGAGGUCCCCGCCUUAAAAAAUUAUCUCUUACUGAGGCCACACAUUUCACUCCUUUUUUUUUCUUCCUUGUUGCAGAAGUAAGAGCGCCGCACAGCAGGUGACAGCAGUAGCGUCAGCUCAGGUCGCUGAACAGGAAGCUGCAGUAGCUGCUGCUGCCGUGCCUGACUGGGUCUACGAUCCAAACGAACCGCGGUAUUGCCUUUGCAAUCAGGUCAGUCAAAUGACAGCAGACUUGUUUAUUCCUAACCUGCCUCGGAGACGUAAUAUAACCCCAGCAUGGCUCGCACAGGCCUUGAAAAAGUCAUUGAAAAAGCAUCAUGUCCUUGAAAAGUCUUCGAAAAUUGAAAAAUUGUGGGAUAUCCUUGACAAUUCCUUGAAAGCUCCUUUAAUAAAAAUAACCUUCGUUAAAAAAAAAUGUUUUGCGCAAAGGAAUGACUGAAAGGACAGCAACACACAAUUUUGUUUGGUGAUCAUGAAGGUGUUUUCUUAUGAUUUCGGUGUUCCCGGCAUAGUUCAUUUUCCGUUAUUUGAAGUAGCCUAGGAACCGUACCUUAAUGAAGGCAGGUAUUGCAAUAAGCGAACCCCCCUCCAUCUACGCAUUCUAAAGGUCUUUGCUUGAUGUUAUUGGGGAAAAGAAGUCGUGAAAAAAGGAUUUUAGUCCUUGAAAAUUCCUUGAUUUUUUCCCAAAAAAUUAUGUAUGAACCAUGCCCGGAAACUAACAGCUGAGAAGCAGCGCCGAGAUCCUUGUUCUCCUUGCCAGAUUUAGCGGUGGGGCCACCCUUUUUUCUGUGAUAUUUUCUUUUAAUUUUUAAAGAAUUCUCAGUGACAUAAAACGCAUCUAUAUUGCUUGCAAGUGUCCCGGCAACCCCUCUCUGAAUAGUUUGGUUCCGCCACUGGUUCUGGACCUUUAACGAACUCAACGAAUUUCCUUUCAACCUGAUUGGCCAAUCGAACAAUGGCUUUUUGACAGGCCAAUCAUGGCGCUUGCUCAAAUCCUGGUACACAGUUGGUUACGCAGAACAAGGAGUUCGGCGCUGGUACGCAUGCGAACUUAACCAGAGCUUUAAUUUCGUCUUUUGCAUUAACCUGAGAAAACAGCCGACAUUUGAGUCCUCGAGACGCCACGACUGGUUACCCACGAAAUGACGUCUGAGAAACGCAGCGUGCAAAGAAAGUAGUGUCCGAUGGUCCAGGGCUAGUGGAUUUUGCCAUCGGGGCUAGUGAUUUUUGUUCUUAACUUGCCCGACGGGCAAGUAUUGUUUUUUGGGAAAAUUCAAAUUAAAGAAGGAUUGUUAUCAAUCCUGCUAAUCAAAAAGGGUUUGGGGGCUAGUUGAAAUGACUUGUGGGCUAGUACAUGCUAGCUACAACUUGCCCGAAUGACAGGUGGUAAAACUGACUUUCUUUGCACCCUUCAAACGGCUGCAGAAAUUCUACACUGAUGACGUGUCACUACCCAGAUCAGGGCAGUGACACGUCAUCAGUAUGGAAAUUCUGCGCUCGUUCCUCAGACCUCAUUUCGCGUGGAGGCCAGUGGUAGCGUCUCGAAGACUCGAAAUGUCCACUUUUUUCUCAUGCUAUGGUGGAGCAGGCUAGUUCAUUCCAGAAUGUUUACACUGGUUCUUUUGGUGAAAGUCCUGGUAAAACAUAGUGGAAUAUUUUAAACGAAUUUAAAAGCGUUAUCCUUUCUUUUCCUUCCGUUUCGGUGGUUUAUUUCUCUUUAUACACUUUCCUUGCGACUCUUAACCCAUAACCUGUAUUUUUAACAUUUAUUUCUUUUCGGUAGGUUUCAUACGGCGAAAUGGUCGGAUGUGAUAAUCCAGAAGUAAGUACUGGACAGGAUUACUGUCGUGUAAUUCAGUCACUAUGAGAUCUUGAAUAUUUCACUUAGAAAUUUAGUGAUAAUAGUAAGACUAUGACUAAGACUACAGACGAUUGUUGCUUCUGCAAAUAUCUACCUGUCGUUACCGGUUCAGCGAAACACAUCUGUACCUUCGUAUAUGGUCCAGCCUCUUACCCUUUGUCAGGAGAGGUACCCCUUUCGUAUACUUUUUAUUUAACAAUUAGUCAUCGAGACGAAGUCGAGGUGACUAUUCGUCGAUAUUCACGUUGCCUGAGGCGACUAAUUGUUUUAGUCUGAUUACAUUGAUUGUUUUAUACCUUCAAUGUUAUAAUCACCGCGCGGUACCCCUUUGACGUACCUGUUUUAGAGCUUGGCAUCCCUUUUACGUCUUUAACGUAUUGAUAGAGAGAUUAAGAUUCACGUUUACGCAAAACUGCAGACGUGAAUUUGUACCACGUGACCAAAUUUUCUCCUUAUUUUCCGUUUACUCUUUAUUACUUCUACACAAAAAUAAGUAGUUUUAUGCCAGUUUUAACCAUAGGAAUCGUUCGGGACUGUUCUUAUCUGCUUAUUUUCUAUUCUGAGAAAUUCUCAACUUGAGACUGACGUUUGCCGUUUGCGGUACUUGAGAAUCUCUCUGAUAAAUCACAAAACCAGGAAAUUUUGUCGACUUUUUCAAUGCCAUAUGCUUGUGUUAGCUCUUUUCGGCCUUUUUUCGGACAGAUUUCCCUCCCUUUUCAUAAACUUCAACUGGUGAAAUCCCCACCCUUGGGUGGAGCCUCCCUGUGUGGGCCAGUAAAGGGAGUACGUCCCCUCCCCCCUCCCGACGAUUUGAAGGCUAGAACAGAUUGAAUUUUGGUCUCUAUUUACUGAUUCGUUCACACCUGUUUUGCCUUGUUUGCUUCCAGUGCCCGAUCGAGUGGUUCCAUUACGGAUGUGUUGGACUUACAGACGCUCCAAAGGGAAAAUGGUUCUGUCCUCAGUGUCAAAACCAGAUGAAACAACAGAGAAGAGGAGGACGACAUAAAUGAGCCUUGUAGUGUUUUCCAGCGAUGUGCAGUGAAUGGGGGGAGCUGUGACCUACACACCCCCUCUGUCGUAUGUUUGGCCAACUCUUAGGGUUACACGUACGCGACUUGUUGUGAGUCGCGUGACUGGUGUUGUGUGACCCUGCUUGGCGCCCUGGCUUUUGGACAAUAGCGUGAUGUUCCAAAACAUUAAACUAUGAGAGAGAACACAUCAUAAAUUUUUAUGGGUUUCGUCAGUUGAGGGGAUUGUUUUGAGUUAAGGGUAUUGUUUAGCUCAAAGGAACACUUUAAUUUGACAUAUAAGAAAAAAUCACACAUGAGUAAUCGUUCGUGAAACUUGAAUUAUGGGCUUAUACACGAUAUGCAUCUGGCGAAUUUGUAUGCUCUUGAUAAACCCUCUAGGGCCCAACAUAGUCUGAAAUGUCAUCCGUUUCUUCGCCCAACCCCCAAACAGAUGGCAAGGGGAGAAACGGAUGAUAUUUCAGACUAGGCCUAACAAUGACAAAUUUCCCUUUAAUUAUGUCUGCAUCCUCCCUCGCAAUCAACCCCAUUAUCCAGAUAUAAGAUAAGAUAAGAAGUAUUUAAUUAGUUAUGUGAAGAAUUCGUGAUAUGAAUUCAGGGUGCAGUAAUUAUAAAAAUCCCAGAAUAUUGAAGAUGUGCAAAAGUUUUAGCAUAGCUGAAAUAGUAAUGUCAUGUCGAGCAAGACACUUUUUGGACCUUUUUCGCGUAGUUUACAAAGCUUUGAGUCCUACCCCAUCUUUUCAUUUUGGAAAUAACUUUUCACCAGAGUCAUCAAGAUAUAUUUUUCGCAUAAUUUUUAUGCAUAGGCAAAUUAAACUAAUUUUGAAUAGUUAUACACCAGACCUCGCUUUGAUAAAUUUUGUUAAUGGGCUUUUUCUUAAUGGUAGUUUCGAAAACGAAGAUUGAAGCACGAAGCACCCAAAUCUCGAAAACGACGUUCUCCGAUCUUAGUUUUCCAGUGCUUCGUUUUCGAAACUACCAUUUCUUAAUGCGUUGUAAAGCGCUCAUAACAAAUACAUAUAUUCAUACACUGCUCAUAUUUUUCCAACAUUCAUAGUGAGCCACAAAGAACCG
Molecule: messenger RNA, 13046 nt
Organism: Porites lobata
Lineage: Eukaryota; Metazoa; Cnidaria; Anthozoa; Scleractinia; Poritidae
Source: the annotation of a GenBank genome assembly